CGCCCUCCCGGGGCGGGCACGGAGCUGGAGGGGGCGGUCACGUGCGGCGGGGCGUGGUCCCGGAGGGGGUGGGCGUGGCCUGGGGAAGCCGUAAGGUCACAUGACCAGGGGCGCGCGGCCGGGGGUGGCUGGUGCUGGUGCGCGCGGGGCCGGUGUCGGGCCGCGGAGGGGGCGCGUACCAUGAGUUUUCUUGGAAAUCUUUUCGUUCCUGUUUGUGAGAUUGAUGUUGUACUUAAUGAUGCUGAAACACGGAAACCUGCAGAAAUCAAAACAGAAGAUGGUAAAGUAGAAAAGCAUUUUCUCUUCUACGAUGGAGAAUCUGUUUCAGGAAAGGUGAAUGUCUCCCUUAAACAUGGGAAGAGACUAGAGCACCAAGGAAUUAGAAUUGAAUUUGUAGGACAAAUUGAACUCUUCAAUGACAAAAGUAAUACCCAUGAAUUUGUAAACUUAGUGAAAGAACUGGCCUUACCUGGAGAACUGACCCAAAGCAGAAACUAUGACUUUGAAUUCAUGCAGGUUGAAAAGCCAUAUGAAUCCUACAUUGGUGCCAACGUCAGACUGAGGUAUUUUCUAAAAGUGACAAUAGUGAGAAGGCUGUCAGACUUGGUGAAAGAAUAUGAUCUGAUUGUUCACCAGCUUGCUACGUACCCAGAUGUAAACAACUCCAUCAAAAUGGAAGUAGGCAUUGAAGACUGUCUCCACAUAGAGUUUGAAUACAAUAAGUCAAAGUAUCACUUAAAGGAUGUGAUUGUUGGAAAAAUUUAUUUCCUCUUAGUGAGAAUAAAAAUUCAGCACAUGGAGUUGCAGCUGAUCAAAAAGGAGAUUACUGGAAUUGGACCCAGUACCACAACAGAGACAGAAACCAUUGCAAAGUACGAAAUAAUGGAUGGGGCACCAGUUAAAGGUGAAUCGAUUCCUAUAAGAUUGUUCUUAGCAGGCUACGACCCAACUCCAACAAUGAGGGAUGUGAACAAAAAAUUUUCAGUGAGGUACUUCUUAAAUCUGGUGCUUGUGGAUGAAGAGGACAGACGAUACUUCAAACAGCAGGAAAUAAUUUUAUGGAGAAAAGCUCCUGAGAAGCUGAGGAAACAACGGACAAACUUCCACCAGCGAUUUGAAUCUCCAGAGUCACAAGCAUCUGCUGAGCAACCCGAAAUGUGAACUGGUCUAAGGUGAAAAACUUUGCAGUGCUUCAGCAGGUUAAAGGUGGCAGCAGCCUGUGGGAAAAGAAGGCCAGAAUUCCCAUUACAACUGUCUUCCUUCAUCUUGCAGUGCUGCGUUUACUGUGCUACUAAAGCGUUCUUCAGUUAAACAUUCAAGUAUGUAUAUACAUUUAAAAUAAAGUGCUUUCUCAAACACUGGAACUUUCUUAAGCUACUAUUUUAUACUGCACAUUUACUUUUAUUUGAUAAUGUUGUAUGCACUUGGGUAUGCAAAAGCUUAAGUCUAGUUAUUUCCAUGCAUGGUAGGCUGGUAUAUUUGAUUUUUGCUGCUCACCUCUACAGUGUAGACUAAAGCAUUUCCUGUCUCUCAUGUUGUUUAUUGCAUGUUUGUUUCCAAUGUUGCUUAUUUGCUUUGUUUUGUUUUGAAACUGCGUUAAGACACAACGACUAAAUCACACUAAAAAUCAA
Molecule: messenger RNA, 1631 nt
Organism: Serinus canaria (Common canary)
Lineage: Eukaryota; Metazoa; Chordata; Aves; Passeriformes; Fringillidae
Gene: VPS26A
Product: VPS26 retromer complex component A
Exons: 9
Coding region: 181-1161 (326 amino acids)
Biological process (GO): intracellular protein transport; retrograde transport, endosome to Golgi
Cellular component (GO): retromer complex; endosome
Source: RefSeq, a predicted model, not a curated record